UUAGAAGUAUCAACAUUGUGAUCUAACCCCCUUAUAUUGAAAUGGCUAGUGGCAAAUCCCGGGAAGAUGAGCGCGCAGGAGCUGAGAUUAUCCAUGGAUCGGAAGAGUGCUAUCGCCAUUCAGUGAAGCUCCUUGAAGAGCUGGGAUUUCCAAGAGGUGUCCUUCCCCUCCAAGACCUUGAAGAGUGUGGAAUAGUUCACAAGACCGGAUUCGUGUGGAUGAAACAGAAGGCUCCAUACGAGCACUUCUUCGUGGGGACAAAUAACCGCGUGAGCUACGCCAAGGAGGUGACUGCACACGUAGAGAAGUGCAGAAUGAAGAAGAUGACUGGUGUUAAGAGCAAGCAAAUGUUUCUGUGGGUGCCCAUAGUUGAAAUGUGCAUUGAAGACCCUGCAAGCAAGAAAAUUAAUUUCAAGACUCCAAUGGGGAUCGGAAAGUCCUUCCCAAUCACGGCGUUCAUGGAGGACGAAGAGAAGAAGAAGUACCUAGAGAAGGUCGAUGAAUGAAAGUGGCUAUACAUGAUACAACAUUGUUUUGAAUGUUCAAGCACUUUUUCUUUUAUCUGGUUAUUGUGUAUUGGUUCUGUUUCUGUCACAGUCACUACUUAUUUGAAUAACAUCUGAUUGACCUUGGGGUUUUCAUUU
Molecule: messenger RNA, 644 nt
Organism: Cornus florida
Lineage: Eukaryota; Viridiplantae; Streptophyta; Magnoliopsida; Cornales; Cornaceae
Exons: 1
Coding region: 42-506 (154 amino acids)
Source: RefSeq, a predicted model, not a curated record